AUGUUUUUGGUUACUAACUCCAUUCAAGUCCCCUUCUUAUUCAUCCUCAUGGGCAUCCUUGGCUUUGAGGUUUUCCAUACCUGGAUUUCCAUCCCUUUCUGUUGUCUCUACACAGUCUCCAUCAUGGGCAAUAUCACCAUUCUUGCUGUCAUCAGGACAGAGCCCUCCCUACAUGACCCCAUGUACUUGUUCCUCUCUAUGUUGGCUCUAACAGACCUGGGGCUUACCCUAACCACUUUGCCUACAGUCAUGGGGGUCCUCUGGUUUGGUGCCUCAGAGAUCAACUUUGAGGCUUGUUUUUCCCAGUUCUUCUUCCUCCAUGGAUUCUCUUUUAUGGAAUCUUCUGUGUUGUUGGCCAUGUCCUUUGAUCACUAUGUGGCCAUCUGCCACCCCCUCCAUUAUGUCUCCAUCCUCACCAACCAAGUAAUCAGCAGAAUAGGGGUAGCCAUCAUUUGCUGCUGUGUUCUGGCUGUUCUUCCCCCAUUGUUCCUGCUAAAAAGGCUUCCCUUCUAUGGCUCCCACCAUCUCUCCCACUCCUACUGCCUCCAUCAAGACAUGAUUCAUCUGGUGUGUGCUGACACCACUGUCAGUAAUUGGUAUGAAUUUGUUCUAGCUCUGGUCAUUAUUACAUUGGACCCCCUGCUCAUUGUGUUUUCCUAAGCACUCAUCCUGAGAAGUGUCUUGACAAUCAGCUCCUGGGUUGAAAGACCGGCACUCAAUAACUGUCUAUCCCACAUUCUGGCUGUUUUGGUCCUCUAUGUGUCCAUGGUGGGAUUGUACAUGACUCACCACUUUGCCAAGCAUGCCCCUCCAAUUGUACAUGUCAUAUUGGCCAAUAUUUAUCUACUAGCACCUCCUGUGAUGAACCCCAUUAUCUACAGUGUUAAAACAAAACAGACCCACUGA
This is a messenger RNA of Neomonachus schauinslandi (Hawaiian monk seal), 906 nucleotides long. Its product is annotated as olfactory receptor 51Q1. Gene Ontology annotation, biological process: G protein-coupled receptor signaling pathway. Lineage: Eukaryota; Metazoa; Chordata; Mammalia; Carnivora; Phocidae. Gene Ontology annotation, molecular function: G protein-coupled receptor activity; olfactory receptor activity. Gene Ontology annotation, cellular component: membrane. The record is from RefSeq and is a predicted model, not a curated record.